Cladophialophora yegresii CBS 114405 is the source of this 243-nucleotide messenger RNA. RefSeq lists its product as uncharacterized. Gene Ontology annotation, biological process: mRNA export from nucleus; double-strand break repair via homologous recombination; proteasome assembly. Gene Ontology annotation, cellular component: proteasome complex; proteasome regulatory particle, lid subcomplex. Bases 1 to 243 code for a protein of 80 amino acids. The record is from RefSeq and is a predicted model, not a curated record. The transcript is spliced from 2 exons. NCBI's taxonomy places the organism in Eukaryota, Fungi, Ascomycota, Eurotiomycetes, Chaetothyriales, Herpotrichiellaceae.
AUGCAGCCCACCGAGCCAGCGAAGACAGAAGUAGAUCCGGCGAAAGCCUCCAAGACGGCUACAACCCAGCCACCGGCAAUGCUGGAAGAAGACGACGAGUUCGAGGAUUUCCCCGUCGAAGACUGGUCGCAAGAAGAUACCGAAGUCCCAGGCGGAACCACACAUCUCUGGGAAGAGAGUUGGGAUGACGACGAUGAGAAUGAAGAUUUCAGCAAGCAAUUGAAGUACGUGCGAAACAACUAG